GCUCCGUCCAUCUAUCCGUUAAUUCCCUCUCUCUCUCUCUCUCUCUCUCUCUCUCUUCUGCAACUCUUCUUCUUCAUUGAACAAUCUUUCUUCGUUUCAAACAAAAAUAAGGGUGAAAAAAGUAAUUACGCACAUUCAUUUUCUUCGCAAUGGGAAAACUUCUAUGUGAUUCAACCACCGUCGCCGCCGAACCGUUUCAAGGCUCACCGGCGUCGGCGCUUCCUUGGAUCGAUUCCAAAUCGCCGACGACACAAAUGGACACCAUCGGAACCACCGUAGAUCUCGUCGUUCCGGUCAAUCUCUCCGCCGACGCUUUCACCGGCGGCGGAGGCUGGGAAGAUGUUGUUGGUUUGGAAGACAUUCAAAGACGUCAUCUUCAACGUCUUCAUGCAAAGGGAGUUCUAUGGAAGCCACCGGCGACGGAGGAUUCAUCUCCGUCAGAUCUGAGAUCUGUUGUUUUCCGGCUUUCUCACGGCGGCGAGGUGGAAUCUGACGGAAACUGUUUAUUCACGGCGUCGAGGAAGGCGAUGGAAAUGGAAGAUGUGGAUGCGAAGGAGCUGAGACGGAGAACGGUGAAGAGAUUUUUGGAGGAUUAUGGAUCUGUGAGUUUUGAAGAAGGUGAAGCGAUUGAUGAUGCGAUUCGGCAUAUGUAUUCGCCGGAUCUGAUGUUUGGUUGGGGUAUUCAUGUUGUUCAAGAGGUGAAGUUGUUGGCGAAGAAGGAGGAUCGGUUUUCUCUUGAUUCUGCCAUUGACGAACUCGUUCACCUCGGCAUGCAAAGAGAAAUGGCUGCGGAGUCUAUUUACAAAGAAAGAUGUAUUCCUGUGAAUGAUGGUCAAACUUGGGCCAAAUACAUGUUGAUCUCAGGUUCACCUGAUGAUGAAUAUGAUAUCAUCACUUUGCAAUAUACUGAGGAGGGUUUGUUAUCUGUAGAUGAGAAUAGAGAGGGUCGUGCUGCAGCUUUCGGAGAUGAUAUUGCAAUCGAGUGUCUUUCUACAGAGUUCAAGCGUGAGAUAUAUGUGGUGCAAGCGCAUGGUUCAGAUGCAAUGGUUGAUGAAGAAAAUUGUGUGUUUUUCCUUCCACAUCGUCCAAGGAGCGAAAUUGCAGAACUUCCCUUCUUCCUUUUCAUGAAAGGAACAGGUUGGUGUGGUGCUGGAGCUGACCACUAUGAGCCCUUAAUUGCUCAUCCUUCUGCUGUUGUUUCCCAAGAAAAGGUUGCUGUGGUACUGUGAGUGUGAGGCUUUCUUAGCCUGCAAUUUUGUGGAGUAGAGGAUUAAGUAGAAUUAGAGUUUCUUCGACCCUAUUUAUGGCCACUCUAGAAAUGUUUGGCCGCCAACAAUCUGGUUCUCCCAACGACUGGAUUUGGUCCCAAGGAGAACCUCAUUGUGUCACAUUUGUUUUGUUACUGACAUUUAGAAUCAUUCAUCUUUGACUCUCUUGACAUUUGACAAGCAGGUUUUGCUUGCGGUUUGCGCUACGCCUAGAGUAUUGUAUUAGUUUCACCGGCUUCUGUUUUGUUGUUCUUGUUAUUGAGUUUCUUAGAGAGGUUUGUGCCGUCUAGGUAGCGUGUUGUUCAAAUUGAAGAGUUGUUGUAUCUCAGUGGAUUUCGUCACAGUAAUGAAGUGGCUUACUUUCUGGACUUCUAUA
Medicago truncatula (barrel medic) is the source of this 1644-nucleotide messenger RNA. RefSeq lists its product as uncharacterized. The transcript is spliced from 4 exons. The coding region runs from base 150 to 1229 and encodes 359 amino acids. NCBI's taxonomy places the organism in Eukaryota, Viridiplantae, Streptophyta, Magnoliopsida, Fabales, Fabaceae. The record is from RefSeq and is a predicted model, not a curated record.